UUGCAAAUAUCUCAGCAUUAUAUACGAGUUAUAUUUCGCAACAUACCCUACGAAGGGAAAGGGGUCUUAACAGUUGGCCUCUUUCCUUUGAUCGUUUAUUUUAUGUUGUUUUUUUUUGUGAUCCUUACUAUUCUUCAAGGUUUUAACUGCACGAUCUUGGCAUAUGGGCAAACUGGUAGUGGGAAGACAUUCACUAUGGGCACAGAGGAAACCAGAACCAGUAUGACGAGUGAGAACAGAGGGAUAAUCCCACGUCUGGUAGAGGCGAUCUUCCGCCAAGUCAGCGAAUUGGAUGUUUUCGUAUCCAUGCUUGAGAUAUACGACGAGAAAGUUGUCGACUUGCUCUCUGAUGGUCGGGAGCCGUUGCAGGUUCGCGAGCAAUGCGGCAGUGUCCAAGGUCUAUCCAAAAUUUUUGUGGGGAACUUAAAUGAGACUAUGGCACAGCUUGAGAAAGGUGGAAUCCACCGUAGUAAGGGAGAAACAGCCAUGAACACUCAGAGUAGUAGAUCUCAUGCUGUUUUCACCAUAUUUCUGGAAAAAACUGGAAUUGACGACGAAGACACCAGCUUCACGGCAAAGUUGCAUCUUGUGGAUCUCGCUGGUUCUGAACGUUUAAAAAAGACUCAAGCAGAGGGAACGAGAAAAAUGGAAGGAAUUCGAAUCAAUGAAGGUCUUCUCGCCCUAGGAAAUGUUAUUUCUGCGUUAUCGGAAUCAGGAAGUAGCCGGCAUAUACCUUAUAGAGAUUCGAAGAUAACUAGACUUCUACAAGAUUCACUGGGUGGUAACUCGUACACGGUAAUGAUCGCUUGUGUAUCUCCGGCCGAUACAAAUGCUGAGGAAACAUUAAGUACACUGAGGUAUUGUUUGUGCCAGUUAAACCAUUUAUUUGUCAUAAGAAAUUCUUCGUUUACAAGAACUUGCACUAAGUUGACACCAACGGAGGACGCGGUUUUUCUGUUUCAAUAA
This is a messenger RNA of Angiostrongylus costaricensis, 966 nucleotides long. The record is from the annotation of a GenBank genome assembly. NCBI's taxonomy places the organism in Eukaryota, Metazoa, Nematoda, Chromadorea, Rhabditida, Metastrongylidae.